UGCGUGUACACAAACCAAACCGAACACACAAUCCAAAGUGACUCAUUUCGUGAAAUUUCUCGUUUACGAUUAGUAAGCGGUACUAUAAAUACGAACACCAUCUCCCAAAAUAAGUUUCUCAUCAUCGGUGAACCGAAUGAACCACAUACACUUCAUAACUUAAAGUGCUGUAUGGGGAACAAAUACUGGGUGGAUUCCAUUGAAAUCUGGGUACAAAGGACGAGUGAAUUAAUUGAUUUUCGGCGUCGAGCGUCCGUACACGUACACCCCAUGUACGCAUGACUGGGGGUACACGUACACAUGGUGCGAUGUGCGGCAAACUGUUUGAUUGGCCGAAUUCAUUGAAUCACGCAAAAUCUUCAAUCAGGUGAUUGGUCAGUACCUCGUUCGAGACACACAUGGGAGCAUAAGAGAGAUGUUGUCCAACAUAUUCCGUGCCCACGGGCACUACUGCUCCGCCCAUCCGUGGGAGGUCAUUGUUGGUACCCUGACUCUCACCAUAUGCAUGCUGUCUAUGGACUAUUUCACCAGUCUGCCCAAAGUCUGCGGCUGGAACUAUCACUGCACAGAGACGCAGGAUAUGAUGUCCUCAGAUGUUAUCAUCGUCACCCUGGCCAAUGCCAUGGCCGUCUUCUACAUCUACAUGCAGUUCCAUAAACUGAGAAAAGUCGGCUCCAAAUAUAUUCUCGGGGUUGCUGGACUGUUCACCAUAUUCUCCAGUUUUGUAUUCAGCAGUGCCGUCAUUCAUCUGUUUGGACUGGAGCUUACCGGCCUCAAUGAAGCGCUGCCGUUUUUCCUUCUCCUGAUCGACCUGUCCAAAGCCAGUGCCUUGACCAAGUUUGCGCUGAGUAGCGGUUCCCAGGGAGAAGUGCCGGAGAAUAUAGCCCAAGGCAUGGCCGUCCUGGGCCCCAAUAUCUCCCUGGAUGCGCUGGUCAUGAGCCUGGUGAUCGGUGUGGGGACUCUGUCAGGAAUUCCCAAGUUGGAAGUGAUGUGCUGCUUUGGAUGCCUGUCCGUGGUUGCAAACUUCUUUGUCUUCAUGACUUUCUUCCCCGCAUGCCUGUCACUUGUCCUAGAGCUUUCCAACAAUAACCCCAUCGGCCGUCCAGUCUGGCAACUCGGCCAGUUCACCAAGGUGCUUCAGGAAGAAGAAGACAAGAAACCCAACCCGGUCGUCCAACGGGUCAAGGUUAUUAUGUCCAUGGGUCUGGUGCUGGUCCACGUCCACAGCCACCUGAUGAAGGCAAGCGAUAGCACUCUUGGCGAGGUCAGCACCCUGGUCAACAUACCGGAGCUGGAGUUCUCCCGUAAAAUUGAGCCAGAAAUACCCCUCUGGCAGUUCAAUCUGAAAAAAUUCACCAGCCUCGGCAUGGAGCAAUUGGCCGUGCUGCUCCUGGCUGCUGUCCUGACCACCAAGUACAUCUUCGUUGACAAAACCGAGUCUGAAUCCGCGGAAGAAGAGACACCGGAGGAGCAGGCGACAGAUGGAGCCAUCGAAAACGAGCCAGAAACACAAACAGAAGAGCCGGCCGUCGUUGAGGAACUGCAGAAGAGCGCUUCCUGCGGAGUCCAGACAGACCCUGUCCGCUUUUCCCCCAAAGCCACCUUCACCGUCGGCGGGAAGGACUCGGACUCGGAGAGCAUCGGAGACGAAUCGGAGAGCACACGGGAUGAGAAUUCCAGACCCAGCUCCCCAACCGCUCCACGCUCCCUGCAGGAGUGCAUCACUAUCCUCAAUUCAGGAGAAGUCAUGGACCUGACGGAUGACGAAGUGCGACUCCUCGUCGCCACCAAACACAUCCCUGCUUACAAACUGGAAGACAUCUUGCAGGACCCUGAGAGAGGCGUGGCCAUCCGCAGACAGAUCUACAGCCAGCAGCUGCCCAAGGCAUGGGCGCUCAGUGACCUGCCUUACACCGGCUACCAGUACUCAUACGUCAUGGGGGCUUGCUGCGAGAACGUGAUUGGCUACAUGCCGUUACCGGUGGGCGUGGCCGGUCCCUUGCUGAUGGACGGAGAAGAGUUCUACGUCCCCAUGGGAACCACGGAGGGUUGCCUGGUAGCCAGCACCAACAGGGGAUGCAGAGCCAUUCAGGCUGCCGGUGGAGUCAAGAGUAUGGUUGUUGCUGACGGAAUGACAAGAGGACCGGUAGCAAGUCUACCCUCAGCCAAGGACGCGAGCGUGGUCAAACUCUGGCUGGAGGACCCGGACAACUUUGCGACCAUCAAGGAGAGCUUUGACUCCACCAGCCGCUUUGCUCGUCUCAAGAGCAUCCAGGUCAGCCUGGCUGGGCGUCAUCUCUUCAUGCGCUUCCAAGCUUUCACUGGCGACGCCAUGGGCAUGAACAUGCUGUCCAAGGGUACCGAGAAGGCCUUACGCAAGAUCCAAGAGCACUUCCCAAUCUUUGAGAUCCUGAGUCUCAGCGGCAACUACUGCACAGACAAGAAGCCGGCCGCCAUCAACUGGAUCGGCGGACGCGGCAAGUCGGUGGUCAGCGAAUGCACCAUACCAGCACACGUCAUAGAAAAGGUUUUGAAGACAUCAGUCCCUGCUCUAGUGGAGCUGAACAUCAACAAGAACCUGGUUGGUUCAGCCAUGGCAGGGAGCAUCGGUGGCUUCAACGCCCAUGCCUCUAACAUUGUCACUGCCAUCUACAUUGCAACUGGCCAGGACGUGGCUCAGAACAUCGGCAGCUCCAACUGCAUCACCCUGAUGGAGCCCUCGGGUCCCAAGGGGGAGAACCUGUACGUCAGUGUCACCAUGCCGUCCAUUGAGGUUGGCACCGUGGGCGGAGGCACGAUCCUGCCACCGCAAGGCUCCUGCUUGGAGAUGCUUGGUGUCAAGGGUGCCUGCCCAGAGGAUCCAGGCCGCAAUGCCCGCACCCUGGCCCGUAUCGUCUGCUCGACGGUCCUGGCCGGGGAGCUGUCUCUCAUGUCAGCGCUGGCUGCUGGACACCUUGUCAAGAGCCAUCUCAAACACAACAGAUCCUCACAGUGCGUGACUAACAGCUUGUCCAAGGGCCUGCCCACCAUCCCCGAGCACAAACGCAGCAAGUCGCUGGACCUGAGCUCCCCACGCCGGGCUGGACGCCACCUGCUGGACCAAGUGGGCACCUGCACCGACAAGGCCUCGUGACCCCAUUCCUCAAACAUUGGUUCCGUCUCUGAAGCUUCGGCUUAGGUCUCCAGCUCAGCGAAUGGAAUAGUGUGUGUGAACAGAGACAGAAGUCGAACCUGAAACCGAGAUUUCAGAAAUAACAGUACCUAAGUCAGUGCGAUUCCCAUAUCCGUUGCCACAGGACAAAAUAAGUAUGACCAAACGUCACACCUUUGGGUGUGUAUUUCAAUCAAAAGAUUAUUUAAAUGUUGAGGUUCGUGCUUACAGAUAAGUCUAUUUAUAGUGACUGUUCUAUUCAUACGUUGUACAUGUACUAUUAUUUCUUGUGGUUGAUCAAUAGAGAACCAUUAGUUUUGUAAAUAUGGUUGUUGUUCAGUAUCACACAUUUUGCUCCAGUCUCUACGAUUUUCCAUUUUCUCAUUCCCUAUUCUACAUUUUUGUGUUUUUCUCCGUUCCAACAAUUUGACAAUCUUUAUUAUUUCAGAACCUCCAUUGUUUGUUUCAUUCCCUUAGAGUAAUUGCUUUGUUGUUUCUUGACUAAAAAUGUCCAUCCUGCAUGAAUUUCUCAACUGUGGUUAUUUUUAAAAAUGAAAUGUACAGUUAACCAUAGUGUAAUUUGAAUAGCAGUGUGAGAUAGUGCUGCACGGUGUGGAAUUGUAUUCGAUUAUGCAGCUGAUGCGGUUACACAAUCGUUAGAUGAAGGAGAACUGUACCAAAGAAGGGGACGUGAAUUGUCCCAGGAUCUUGUCCCAAGAUCUUGUCAGCUGUGUGUAUAAUGUAUUGUACAUGUGUAUAUGAGUUAAAAUCAUAUUUUCUGUGGAAUUUUCAA
Messenger RNA from Patiria miniata (bat star), 3944 nucleotides. It is a transcript of the gene hmgcr, whose product is annotated as 3-hydroxy-3-methylglutaryl-coenzyme A reductase-like. Gene Ontology annotation, cellular component: peroxisomal membrane; endoplasmic reticulum membrane. The transcript is spliced from 20 exons. Gene Ontology annotation, biological process: isoprenoid biosynthetic process; coenzyme A metabolic process; sterol biosynthetic process. NCBI's taxonomy places the organism in Eukaryota, Metazoa, Echinodermata, Asteroidea, Valvatida, Asterinidae. Gene Ontology annotation, molecular function: protein binding; NADP binding; hydroxymethylglutaryl-CoA reductase (NADPH) activity. The coding region runs from base 416 to 3133 and encodes 905 amino acids. The record is from RefSeq and is a predicted model, not a curated record.